UGUCACGUCCACACCAGGGUUCGGCUGACAGGAAGGGAGCCAGUCUCCGCCCUGGGCAGAGACGGGGCUGGCAGCUCAGGACCCAGCUCUCAGCCCCAGACAGAUCAGCUCACUCAGCAUGGAGCUAACGCUCCUUCUGCCACUGCUGGCCGCUCUCCAGAUUCUCCCUAGGCCAGUGAUCCCUGCAGGUGCCCCUGUGGCCCCAUCACUGUCCCUGAACCCCCAGAAGCAGGAGUUCCUCCCUGGAGACACUGUUGAAAUCAAGUGCUCUGCUCCUCCUUCGGUGGGUAGAGUUGAAGGAUUCCAGUACUACAGUGAUAGCGGAAAGGCCAUCUCAGUCCCAGCUUCAUCCAGGAGAAGCCACACUUACAGCAUAAACCUCGCAGGGCCUAAGGAUGAGGGGUCGUACCAGUGCGCCUACUGGAUAGGCCAAGCCGGUGCUUGGAACAGGUCCAGCAGGAGUGAUGCUGUCCUCAUCAGAGUAAAAGACUUCCCUCCCUCGCCGGGGCUGAGCGUGGAUCCUCCAUCCGGAGUGGUGACCGAAGGGCUCCCCCUGAUCAUCACCUGCACGGCCCCCAGCAGUGCUGGCGAGCGGAGGUUUCACUUCUACAAGGAAGGAGCUGAGCUCGUCCCCGGAGAUGUGGGGUCUGAGGUCAGCACAACAGAGACCAGGACCGGCUCUAUGAUGCUCAGCAUCCCACAAGCUGGUCCCAGCUGCACCGGGGAAUUCACCUGUGCGUACGAGGAGAACACGAGCGGGAGGUGGAUUCUGUCCCUAAGAAGUUUGGCUGUGAAUGUUACCGUGACAGGCCACAGCCAUUACUGGGUUCGGGACCUUGCUGUGGGUGGGUCCUUCUUCACCAUUAAUGGCCUCAUCUUCCUCAUCUUCCACCUCUGCAUGAAGGGCAAAGAUGCAGCCAUCUCUGGGGUGGCCUGCGGCAGCUGGACGCAGAUGGUAGAGCACUGCAGGCCAGAGAGAAAUGUGAAUGCAGACUCCCAGGUUCCAAGGAGGAGCACACAGGCAGCUCAGACCCAUUUCAAUCAGAUUACUACUCAGUUCCGAUUCAGUUGGUCACUGGUCAGUCUGGUCAUUCUGCGACCGCCAAGGCAAACCACAUCUCCAGCCCCAUGCCCCAGUCCCGUGGGAAUGAGUACAUGGAAGAGAUCUGAAGGCUCAGAUAUUGACUGUGAAUAUUCCUCCCCUGCUCACAGAUGGCUGGCCAGCUCCACAGCUCAACUGGGUUCAGGGGAGAAUGUUCUGCUCCUGAAAUACUACAGACAAACUGUGUGUCACUUUCUCUGCUACAAAAUUGGGAGAAACCAGAUGGGUGUGUUUUGAAGAAAGAAAGAAAGAAAGAAAGAAAGAAAGAAAGAAAGAAAGAAAUUAUAUUCUCAUUUCUCCUCAGAUCUUCCUUCUCUGUGUAUAUUCAAAGCUGUAUGAAUCCAUGUAAAUUCCCCCCUCUACAGCUUUUAAUUAAACCUUUUUUUUUAGCCCC
Messenger RNA from Gopherus evgoodei (Goodes thornscrub tortoise), 1496 nucleotides. Its product is annotated as alpha-1B-glycoprotein-like. The transcript has 7 exons. NCBI's taxonomy places the organism in Eukaryota, Metazoa, Chordata, Testudines, Testudinidae. Bases 119 to 1339 code for a protein of 406 amino acids. Gene Ontology annotation, biological process: cell surface receptor signaling pathway. Gene Ontology annotation, molecular function: transmembrane signaling receptor activity. The record is from RefSeq and is a predicted model, not a curated record.